UCGUCCAAAACGGUCAUCUUAAAAUUGCACGCACAUUAUUUUAAAGUACAUUUUGUAAACAUGGCGGCAAGUUGGGAGAAUAACGAAGAUGACGGUUCGUCUGCUAAUAACGGCAGUAUGUUCGACUUCGCCGAGCUGUGGUCUGACCCAGAAGUAUUUGAGAGUUUCAUGGGCAGUACAGACGAGAAGGUUUUCAGGGCCAUGAGGGAAGCCUUCAUGGGUGUUUUAGCGGACUACUGCACCAACUCCAAGGGCGCUGCGGUGGCGGACGUCGAGCGGAUGUCGCCGGGCGAGCUGUGCCAGUUCCUCCAAGAGUUUUACGCUGACGUGCGGCAGCCCGACGGGCGUCGGUACACAAGGCACUCGAUGUUCGCAAUGAGGCACGUCCUACAAAAUCACUUCCAGAAUGUCCUCCAAGCGGACAUCUUAAACGAUCCAACCUUCGGGCCAGCAAACGACGUAUUUGACGCCAUUGACUGCGAAGUCAUGGACAUUUCUGUCUCUCAGCAUGCCCAGCAGGCGCCGUGGAAUGCAUGGGAGAGGAAGAAAAAAGAGAGGAAUGUUCACAUCAUCUCCAAGGAGGACAUGGACAAGAUUCGUUCCUCCUACCUAACAGACUGUACCAGUCCCAAAGGUCUUCAGAACACCGUGUUCCUCAAUGUCAUGCUUCACUUCUGUUGCACCACCUACGGCCGCUGGAACCUCCGCGACAUGAAGAAAUCCAAUUUUGCUGUCAUGACGGACGGGGCCUUGAACCGAAGAUUUAUCUGUUUCGUCAACAAGGACAAAACGGGCAACCUCGCCGAGGCCCACCUUGGUAACAGAGACACCGAAAACGGAGGAGACGAAAGCGAUGAUGAUUUCAGCAUGGACAAAGUUCGCAUGUACGAGGCGCUCGAGGACCCAAAACGCUGCCCUGUAGCGCUUUUUGAAAAGUACCUCGCAAAGCUGGACCCCAAGUGCGAUGUUUUCUGGCAGAGGCCUCACAAAUACAAAAGACAUGACAAUUACUGGUACGACGGGGUUGCCGUUGGCGUUAAUUGCCUGGGCUACAAAAUGAGAGACAUCUCCACCCUAGCUGGAUGCUCCAUGGUUUACUCCAACCAGUGUUUGAAAGUUACGAGUAGAGCCUGUCGAUUGAGAAUGACUGAGACAGGUUCUCCCUGUACCUGCUCAGCGCAGCACCUCCUUCCUCCAGACACCAGUGAGAACUCUGACUCUGGUUUCCAUGGCAACAGGGCAUCUUUUUGCACAGGAUCGAGUGAGGAGGAAAAUAGCUUCCUGAGUUUUGUCAAAGAUGAACCAGACGAUGUAAUCGUCCUUGAUGAUGAGAAUGACGGGAGCCAUGAGAUGCAUAAUGAUGUCUCUGCUAGGUCAGACACUAGCCCAGUUACUUACGUGUCAUUACCUAGUCACAGCGGGCACACUUCCCAAUCUGGCAUCAUAUACAAAUCAGCUGUGCUUCCUUCACCGCCAGCUACUAGUAAUGCCUACCCAAUUCAGUAUCAGGACCAAGCGCUGCCGGACUGUAUCAUCAGUGUGCACACAAACGACAACCCCCAGGCACAUCUGAUCGAGGAGCAGUUUAGAAAGAGCCAAGACAGCCCUGACUUCCGAGAUGCCUGGAGGGUGGAGAGAAGCUGGCUGGACGACAACAAUGAAAGGAGGUGGCUGUUGACCCAGAACACCGAGAACAAGCAGAGGAAGUGGCUGUUGAGUCAAAACAGCGGAAGCCCCGUGGAACAAGGCACAUCAAGAGGCAGCGCUGAUGAGCAUCUUCCAAGGAACCUGCCGCCGUUCUGUCAAACGAGCCAGAACACCCGACAAAACUUGGCGGAUCAAGUUCAGAGGUCAAACCAUGCUAUGCCAAGGCCCACAACUGAAACCCGGUCUGGACAAAACGUGGACAGGCCCGAUUCAAGAGAAGGAGGCAAAUCAGCGACACAGGCUCCUCAGGAUGCACCAGCUGCGAGCGGUGGCAGAAGUGGGAUAACAACAAUGAUGACAGCAGACAGCGAGGUCCUGGAACUGCAAAAGGAAGUGCUCAGGAUGCAGCGGGCCAAUCUGGCCCUAGAGAGAAGGAAGAUGGAACUGCAGAUUUCCAAAUUGGAGGCGGAGACUCUCAGAAUGAGGGGAGGAAGUUAGCCCGAGAAGUAGGCCAGGCCCCAACAACUCUUAAACAACCUAAUCUACUGGUUCUCGCAUUGCCUCCAUACAAGUCUUCAAGUGCAAGGGUCAGGUACUUUAGGCAGAGUUGUAAUCAAGUCUACAUGUAUCUCAUGUCAAAUCCCAAGCAAAUUCAGAGGUAACAGAGGACCAAAACAAUAAUAUAGAAAUGCCUAAAGUUUUUAAAGUUUUAAUUGGAGUAGCUUGUGGCUUAAUUGACUUAAUUUCAGACUUCAGAGGACUUGAAGUCUACUUUUCAGAAAGGCUUACAUGUAUACUAGUUUACAUGGGGUAUAUGAUUUCUAAUCGAAGUCUUUCCAUUGAGGUUAAACAUGUGCUACUUAGUUCUUAGCCCCUGAACUUGCCCAUUUCUUUAUCGCCAACUAUCUUGCUUUUCAACAUCAAGUAUUCCCAAAUAUUUACAUACAGACAAGAUUGAUUUUUUUUUUGUAGUUACUAAUAAUUUGAGUGUCCAAUCUUACCGUAAAUUGAUAAACAAUAUUAAACAUGUUUGUAAAAAUUGAUGAAAAUAUUUUGUAACAUUCAGAAUAGGGUCCAAAAGAAUCCCCGACAUCCCAUUGACGAAAACUUUGGAAUUUACAAAGUAUCUGGAAAAAACAGUUCUGAUGAAGAAAAACCACUUUUUACACAUAAGACAUUCAGUAUUUCUCGUUUGUAGUGCAACAUUGAAGAAACAAAGUAAACAGACAUAACCUUUGUCCGAUGUUUUCUACCAUCAAUUUUUUUCCCUGUCUAUUAAUAUAUCUUCAAAACGCCGUAUUCCUGAAUCUACAGACUUAUUUAACCGACCUGACGAGAUACAUGCACCUUGGACUGAAUGUCAGUCUAAAAUCUUUCUAUGUGCAAACAUUCAUGCCCUGAUGGGUAUUAUUUUACUUAUUUUCCCAGUAUUAAUUGCGUGUGUACUACUGUACUUUGCUAUAAUUCUUGGCACAUGAGGGCGCUGUUUGCUGCGAUUUACCUCAUUUCAUGUUACAGUUGGGGAAUUUUCUGUACAUUUUUAAAAUGUAAAACGUGUGAACCAAAGAGAGACGAACAUCACUGUUUAUUAAAAUGAGUGACACUCCAGUUAAUAUUGUAAUGUGGCUUGCCAGGGUUCAGUUGAAAGAUUGUACUUAACAAAGAAAUAUUUACGUCCCAGACAUGUAUGAAGUGUGGUGUCGGAGCAUAUUCAGGGCGAGUCAAAAAGAAAGUGACCUGGGUUUAUGAUUUUUUUUCUUAAUAAGCAAUCAAAUUUGAUAAACCAAUGAAGUAUGUCUUAAACGAGCAUGUUCUUCCACUCAUUACGCAAAUUACGUGUAAUUUUCAGUAACUACAGUGUACAGACAUAGAACUGGGAAUUAAAAAAAACAAACCCAAAAACGAGGAAAUUCCAAAACGCACAAAGACUAAGUGUUUUUCACUUUGUAAUGGCAUUCAUGAGAAGUAAAAAUAACCCAGAAAUCGGCGGAUCCAAGGAAAAAUUGCAUGCCCGAUUGUACAAAUACCAAGUCAAUUACAUACAUGUACAUUUGUACUUUAUCCCUAUUUUUUUGUGUGUGAAAUGUAAUGAGCCACAUAUUGUUUAAAAUAAGUUUUCUGAUUAAGUCACUUUCUUUUUGACUCGCCCUGUAGAUAAGAAAGUCAAACGAGAAAAAGGGUAACUCCAGGAAAGUGGCGUACUGGUAAAACACUUCUUUAUUUUUUUGUUUUAACACCAAAUAACAGUUAACAAUAACCAACUUGUAUGACUUCCAAAGCCAAAGUUGCAACCUGAAUUUGUGCACAUUAUUUUUGCACUAAAUUUUAAUAUAUAAAAAAUAAAUAAAUUAUAAAUAAAUGAAUACGUUGUGUGCUCUUUUUAAGUGCAUUUUCUUGCCGGUCAACUAGUUGUGCCAAAAACCGUCUGCACGAAGUGCAUUUUAGGAUGCAUUAUGUUAGACAGCAUUCAGCCAAAUCAAGGGACUCAAAAUGAAACUACAGUCCACUUACUUUAAUACAAACUCGGCCGGACCGAGCCAAAACGUUUGUUAUAUCAGAAUUUUGUAUUAAGUGGAGUGCUGGUACUGCCGGUCCAAUUAUUUGUGCACAUAAAGCACAGUCGGGACCAAGGCUUGAUGUUUGCUAUAACCAGAAUUUGUAUUAACAGUGUUUGUAUUAACGAGAGUUGACUUGUAGUUGCACAUGUGUUCGAUACCAAGUUGAUUGCUGUUAGUCUUUAACCCUAACCGUCCCAAAUCCUUCAAAGUCCUCUUUGCAAAAUGGAGGAUUUUGCAGGAUUGAGGCUAUAUGGCAAAAGUGUGUGGCUGAUAAUUGAUGAUGUCAAGGUCCAAGUCCAGACCAUGUCUUUUUGAUCACCAUUGUAGAGUAUCAUGAGAGCUUGUCAAAAUAUAAUAGCUUACAAUGUAAUUGUCAUUUGAAUUUUGUUCAGCUUAACGGUAAAAAUGUAACUUACUUACAUGCACCAAAUUUUUAACAUUUUGAAACUGUCUUCACAAUCUCUUUUCCACAACUGAAAUUAACAUGAACUGUAAUGAUGGUUACAUUAACCAAUGCACCUAGUGCACAACGUCUAAAAUUGAAAAAAUCUAUUUGAAAUUUAUACAUUUAAAUUUUUUUUUUUACUUAAGAACAGUGAACAGAUGUGUUUAUUUCAGAUAUUUAUCUGGAAAAGAUUUGUUCAGGAUAACAUGUAUUGUCAGAACAAGUUUUAGAAUGUCAAAGCCUUUAACCUUCCCUUUGUUUGGUUCUUAAUUUGUCAAUUCGUUGGUCAACUUCACAUUUUGAAAUUGUGCUGUAAAUAAGUGUGUAUUCAUUUUGCAUUAGCACAAAGUUCUAACUUUGCACUUUGAAGUUCGAGUGCAAAAACGAAUUGCUUAAUAAUGUGUAUUUUUUAUGCAUUAAGAACAUCAGAAAUAAAACAACUUUAUAUUGUAUGA
Molecule: messenger RNA, 5105 nt
Organism: Patiria miniata (bat star)
Lineage: Eukaryota; Metazoa; Echinodermata; Asteroidea; Valvatida; Asterinidae
Exons: 4
Coding region: 61-2145 (694 amino acids)
Source: RefSeq, a predicted model, not a curated record